CCGUGGAGGAGGAGGGCGGGUGGGAUGGGCCGGAGGAGUCGCCGCCGCCCUUAAAGGCUGUGUUGGAAAGGAGCAAGUUGCCCAUCCCCACCCCGGGAGGGUCCUCCACAAUGGUGUCGGUCACCAUGGCCACAUCAGAGUGGAUCCAGUUCUUUAAGGAAGCUGGGAUCCCACCAGGACCUGCCGUCAACUACGCCGUGAUGUUUGUGGACAACAGGAUCCAGAAGAACAUGCUGCUGGACCUCAACAAGGAGAUCAUGAAUGAGCUAGGGGUGACCGUCGUGGGCGACAUCAUCGCCAUCCUCAAGCACGCCAAGGUGGUGUACCGUCAGGACGUGUGCAAGGCGGCGACCGAGUCCAUGUCCUCCAGCCCUGGUGGCCUGCAGUCGGAACUGAGGCGUAGUGCCAACUGUGCGGCCACGCGGAUGAUCGCCAACAGCCUGAGCCGGGAUUCUCCCCCCUCCACCCCGGUGCGAAGGCCCGAAACUGCCACCUCUAAGAUCUCCGUCACCGUGUCCAACAAGAUGGCCGUGAAGAACGCCAAGGCUGCAGCCGUGGCCGACCCUGUGGACGAGAGCCCCGACGUCCCAGUGAAGCGGCGCCGGGUGACGGCGGAGAUGGAGGGGAAGUACAUCAUCAACAUGCCCAAGGGGACCACCCCGCGGACACGCAAGAUCCUGGAGCAGCAGGCCGCCAGGGGACUCCAGAGGACGUCCGUGUUCGACCGGCUCGGCGCUGAAACCAAGGCGGACACCACCAGUGCAAACAAGCCCACCGGGGUCUUCAGCCGCCUGGGGGACGCCCUGGAACCCGAGGAAGACCGGGCGGCCGACAGCGAUGACGACAGCAGCUCGGUGCUGCAGUACGCCGGGGUCCUCAAGAGGACGUCCAAGCUCCCGCCCAAGGACAGCCCCAAGCCCGGCGUCCCCGUCAAGGCCAAGGCCACCAGCUCCCAGGCCAAGCCGGCCGCCCCCACCCUCCGGCGGCUCGACGCCGGGCGGGGGGCUCCGGAGAGGAAGGCCGAGCCGCUCCCCAAAGUCAGCGUGGUCCAGAGACUGGGCAAGGCGGCCCCGCCCCCCGAAGCCCAGGACUGCAGAGUGACCAGCACCAAGAGUAAGUCCCCGGCCAGGUUCCGGCUCAUCAUUCAGCGGACCGUGGCGUCCGCGAGCGUCAGCAGCAGCAGCGGCGGCGGCGGCGGCGCCAGCGAGGGUCACGGUGCCCAGAUGGACAACACGGGCCCCGUGAGCGUGUUCAAGAGACUCGGACGCAAGAGCAACUAGCCCCUCGCUGGCUGCCCCGCGGCCUCGCUGGACUCUGUCCGCGCUGCCCUCGGCCCCCCGCGGCCGCCGCGCCUCUUCAGCCGCGCCCCCGGGCCUGGCUCGGCCCGUCCCUGACGGUAGCGCCCUGGGUGGGCCGGCCCGGACCGAGCCAGCCGGGUCGAGGGGGCCUUCGGCCGCGCUGGGAGGGGAAGGUGUCAGGGGGAGCGGCCGGGCUGCGGCCGGGCCUCCCGGCAGGCCCUCCUGAGUGCCCGGAGAUUUCCAUGGGCCCAUCUGGGGUGGGACUCCACUUCCCAGCAGCCCGUAGGGGUCACCGUGUGUGGCCAGCACGCACUCCGUCUCCCCCCAACACCCCUUACUUCUGGACCCACUCAACCCUGCUCCAUUCCGGGUGAAAAGGAUGGGGCUGAAACCGGCCAGGGUGGGGCCUGUGGACCACCUUUUUUUAACCUCCUCCUCCUCCUCUCCCCCCACGAAACACUUGGGUCACUGCAGUAGCUGGGGUACCAGGGCCCUCCGCCGCACCCCCUCUGGCCCGGUACCCGCCCCCGCAAACCGCCGAAGCGGAUUGGAGAGACGGACUUUGGGAUGGGCUCGGACCGCUCCCCAGCCCGAAUCCAUCCCCUCCUCCCGGGAUGCCUUCUCCCCGGGUCCCCCCGUAGAGUGGGGCGACCGAGGGGCAGGGGAGCAGUGUCACUGGUGCUCUUCACCCCGGCCGGCCUGGGUACUCCGGGCGUUCGGCCCAAGGGCUUCUACGUGCCUGACAUUGGUGUCUAGACCUUCGGUGGUCUCUCUGUGGCAGAGGGCGGGGGGUGCUCCUCCGCACACUGUGGGGGCGGAGGUGGAAGGCGGAGGGUGUCCGGCAUCUCUGCCCCUUGCGGCCUUUCUCGCCACAACCCCGCCGGGCCGGUUGUGAAAGGGGAGGGUUCCCUGCGGGGAGGGGGCGGACCGAACGGCCCCUUCCCCGUCCCCCCCGCACACACACUUUGCUCCCUCCUGCCGACCUGCCUCCUUCACACUCUCAUUUCUCUUCUGUUUCCUGUGCCGCUGGGAAGGCCCGCCCACCCGCCGCUCCCUGCCCGCCACCGUCCAUCCGUUGAAGCGCCCUCGCCGCCGCCCGUGGCGCCCGGCCGCUCGGAACCGUUAGG
Messenger RNA from Ornithorhynchus anatinus (platypus), 2425 nucleotides. It is a transcript of the gene C5H19orf47, whose product is annotated as chromosome 5 C19orf47 homolog. The record is from RefSeq and is a predicted model, not a curated record. Bases 111 to 1280 code for a protein of 389 amino acids. Lineage: Eukaryota; Metazoa; Chordata; Mammalia; Monotremata; Ornithorhynchidae. The transcript has 9 exons. Gene Ontology annotation, cellular component: nucleus.